UAUAUUGGAGGAAACAAAGUUGCAUGCCGUUUCAGUAUAGAUGAAGAUGUCAGAUUGUGAUAUACAGCCUAUUGUUUCUGCAAUUGCGUUGUAACAAAACACCAUGUGCAAUGUAAGACCAUUAGCACAAAUACUUCCUAAAUGCUACUCUUACUUCUCUAUUAAUUUACUUUACAAUUUCGGCAAUGAGCUACAUCGAUCAGUUAUACAGAUGCGUCAUUUAUGGAGAAAUGCAAUUUUCAUUUCUGUAUAACAAAGAUUCUUUCUCAAAAACUGUGUGAAGUGUGUCUUCUGUCCUGAUGAAUAAAGCAAACAGAAAUCUGCAAAUGAGUUGGGGAGAUUUGUCUGGGAUACGGUACACUUGCACGAUUAAUGUCUAAGUAAAUGAGACGUGGAGACUUUUCCGAUAUAUCCCAGUACUCUUUCGUUCUUAUUUGGAAGAUAACAGUUAUAUUAUAGGACAGGCAACUUUGCACUUUAAAAAAACAAGCAGACAUAUAAUAUUGUUGGUAAUUCGAAAAUUAGAUUUAAUUUUGAUUGUAGAAUAACUAUUGCAAUAUAUCAUGAAAGUAUAUAGAAGAUAUCAGAAUAGAGCUUAUAUAAUCAGACAGGAGAAGUUUACAGUGUCAUGAAAGUCUUUAUAGCUUCUGUUGUAGUUAGUUACUCAUUCACUUGCAUCAACCCAUUUUCAUUAAGAAAAGACAAUAAUGAGUGUAUAUCUCAAAUGCUGCGAGGAAUUUCGUGAACGGAAAAAUAUUGCAGUUGGUGGGGUGUAUUUAAAAAUGGUUGAUACCUCAAGUAUUUUUCUUUUUAGGAAAUCAAAUGGUUUUGAUGAUAUGAACAACUGCACAACUGCCACCGUAUUAGAAACAGCAAUGAAUAAAACUGAUGAGAUAAAUGCUGGCUACAUUCCAAAAGGUUACAGUGUUCCACAUAUCAUUUUGACAUCUAUUCUGUUAUCUAUAAUAAUGUUCGUGAUCGUGUUUGGAAAUCUUCUUGUUGUUGUUGCAAUUUUCACUGACAAAACGCUUAAAACAACACAAAACUGGUUCAUUGCUUCGCUUGCAGUAGCAGACUUCCUGCUAGGUUUAGUGAUAAUGCCAUUUUCGUUAGCUAACGAAAUGAUGGGUUACUGGUAUUUUGGAACAGUAUGGUGUGAUCUAUGGAAAGCCAUAGAUGUGUUACUUUGUACAGCCUCAAUACUGAGUAUUUGUCUAAUAAGCCUCGAUCGGUAUUGGUCGAUUACCCGGGCUAUUACAUAUUCACGGACAAGAACUCCAAAGAAAGCUUCCUUAAUGAUAGCGGCAAUUUGGUUUUUAUCGGCUAUUAUUUGCGUCCCACCGUUAAUAGGUUGGAAGAAUCCUCUACCUGUAACAGACUAUCCCUUGUGCCUUCUUAGCGAUGAUAUCGGCUACGUACUGUAUUCAACAAUGGGAUCUUUCUACAUUCCGUGUGUGAUUAUGGUAUUUGUGUACUUUAAGAUAUAUCGUGCAGCCAAACGCCUUGCAAGAAAAAAUAUACAAAAGAAAAGAAAUAAGAAACAGAUGCCAGAGAUAAAAGAGGAUAUGAACACGCAAUUCAAUUCCAUGGAUGCAGAAAGUUCUGUUCGGAUAACUCCCGAAAAUGAACGCAAACCUGUAAUGAUAAAACCUCGGUUGGAAAGUCUCAAGGAAAACGAGUACGAUUCAAUAAUGUCAAAUGACAAAGAACUUCAGGUGCGGCAGAAUUUCAGGACAGACUUUGAAAUAUCAAAAGAGGAUAAAACCUAUAACAUGAAAGAAUCUAAGGUGGCAAAGCGACAAGACUCGACGAGCUCUGAACUAACAAGAAAUAACAGCUCUGACUCCGCAAAAAGUCAAACGUGCAAACAUUCCGAAGAACAAGCUUUUAAACAGGAACCGAGAAGAAUAAGCAUGCAAAAGAUAAGUGAGAAAUUCUCAAAGAAAAGACAUCGCUCAAAUGGAAAUAAAAGUUCAAAAGGCUGGCGGGCAGCUUCUUUACGUGAACAUGAGCGUCAAAAACGAAAAAUAGCCAAAGCUCGUGAAAGAAGAGCAACUAUUGUUCUUGGUUUAGUUAUGGCGGCUUUUAUUCUGUGCUGGUGCCCUUUCUUCACCCUAUAUAUAAUUACAUCAUUUUGUUACUGUGUAGGAGAAAUUGUAUUCACAGUGGUCUUCUGGGCAGGCUAUUGUAAUUCAGCACUGAAUCCAAUUAUUUACACUGUCUUCAAUCGUGAUUUCAGACAUGCCUUUCACAGAAUUAUCUGCAAAAACGGCCUACGAUGCCCUUAAUACGACAGUUAUGAGCAUUUAUUACGGCGUGGUUGUACGUGAUAUUAGUCUUGCAUGAGCAGGGAUUUUGCAAAGAGAAGCAGACCAAUUAGGAAAUUCAAAUGAAGCUAUAUAUGAUAAGUAACGUGAAACAAAAGGUGCACCUCUGUUUAAUUUUCGAAGUUUCCGUUAUUUUGCAGAUUCAUAGUAUAUCAUGUUUUGAGAAUAUAAAUGUAAAGACAAAUGAACAAUCUGAUUUAAAUGAUAGAAAAAAUAAAGGAAUAUGUGCUAUUGAACCAAAAUCUUUUGCUUACGUAGUCCGUUUCAACAUGACGACACAUCCGUGCGGAACAUAGACAACGUGGCGUCUUUCCGAGAACGCAUCUGCCGUUGGACACACACAAACAGAAUAUCAAGAUUUAUUUUUAUAUUUCAAUAAUAUGUUCAAUGUAUGUGUUGUAAAUCUUAUAAAAUGUGUAUAUGUAAAUAUGCUGUUUUUUUCGUUUUCAACCGAUCAGUUUUAUGACUGGCAAAAGAUUGGUAUUUCCAUGAAUAUAAUCAUCUUAAUGACUAAACUGUUCUGAUUGAUGGAUAUUUGAACAAACUCGUCAGAAUGUGAGGAUACGUGAACCCCUGUGCUGUUGUCUGUAGAAUUCUGAA
Mercenaria mercenaria is the source of this 2927-nucleotide messenger RNA. RefSeq names its product alpha-2C adrenergic receptor-like. Gene Ontology annotation, molecular function: adrenergic receptor activity. The transcript has a single exon. The record is from RefSeq and is a predicted model, not a curated record. Gene Ontology annotation, cellular component: membrane. Lineage: Eukaryota; Metazoa; Mollusca; Bivalvia; Venerida; Veneridae. Gene Ontology annotation, biological process: adenylate cyclase-activating adrenergic receptor signaling pathway. The coding region runs from base 708 to 2288 and encodes 526 amino acids.